This is a messenger RNA of Ciona intestinalis (vase tunicate), 2494 nucleotides long. RefSeq lists its product as uncharacterized. NCBI's taxonomy places the organism in Eukaryota, Metazoa, Chordata, Ascidiacea, Phlebobranchia, Cionidae. The record is from RefSeq and is a predicted model, not a curated record.
UAUUAAAUCUAAAUAUUUUCUAGAAACCUAUAUGUACAGUUAACUUGAUUUAGUUAUGCACUUCAAAUCACCUCCAAUUUUUAAGUUGAAUUAGUUUAUAAUGUUGCAACUUUAAAAACUCAUGUCCUGUAGUGAGGAGGGCCUCCUUGUUUCAUAUUACUCAGCAAUUCUCGCAAAAGCUUGUUCUGUAGGUGAUGACUUUGCAGAUCUCUAUGAUUUAAUUGUUAAAAGAUGCAGUAAGGAUCAGGCGGAUCAUGCGCUGGAGAAAGCUCGUGAACUUUCUGAACUUAAACCCCAGACUUUAGCUAUCAAAGUACGUUGGUUAGAAGCAAAAAUACCCGCCGCUCUGCGACUCACUGCAGACAUGGCAUCGUCGUUGAAGACACAGAGCAAAGAAGAUGAUGCGACCCGCAUCAGGAGUAAAUCCUGCUGUCAGGAUGUAGUUGUGGAGGUAGGAAAGUCCGUGGAUGUUGGAAUCUCGUUUCCACUGACCAAGACUUCGAUGGAAAUUGAUGCAAGAAAGAAACUCGCUAAUCCUGUCAUCGAAAAGUUUGAAAACGAAAACUCAAUUGAACUGGGAGCCAUGAGAAAGAAAUCGUCGAAACAAAGGGAGUCAAGCCCGUGUUCAAAUGAUGAAUCCAAAAGUUCAAAGGGUAAAUCAAAUCCAGAAGGAGCCUCUGGUAAGAGCAGCCGUAGCCUUCGUCGUAAAAAGCUGAAAGAACAAAAAAACAAAGAAGAACCUCAAGCUGCUGCUAGUAUUUCUCGUGAAGAAACCCCUGUGUCCAAAACCAAGAAAUUAAUGAACAAGGAGAAUAAACGAGUAGAACAGAAUCAAACACGGCAGAAAAAAACAACUUCCACCAAAACAACCGACAAGCCAGAAGACAUCGAACAGCAAAAGGAGGCCAAAAAGCUGCUUACAGAUGAGGUGGUGGCCAAGAUUGCUGAGGAAUUUGAUGAUAAACCAGAGAAGAAGCAAAAGACUUCAGUGAAAGAGAAAGUCCAGAAGAAGAGGAAGAAGAAGACAAAGAAGAUGAACAUGGAGGACACAAAAGAGCAAGAGGCUAAACAGAUGAAGGAGCAAAACGAAAACAAGAAUCAUCUUCAUGACUCCUUGCCUACUGAGCAACGGGAAGAUUAUGAUCUGGAACCGGUAUCUGAUGACCCACUGCUGUGGCAGCAUAACAUAGGCAUCCCCUUCAUGCCCUAUUCUCGUAAAGGGAAAACUAACCUUGACAGCAAGGGGAACAGUUUAGCAAGCAGUAGUGAAGAAUGCUCUUCCUAUACCACUGGACAGUCCACGCCAGGGAUAAAUGAUCUUGCUCCGGAUACUGCCUCUGGAGGCUCCGAUGUAAUUGAGCAGAUGAAACCUGCUCUUCCGGAUGACUUUCCUCCAAUUUUUGGUGCUGAAAAACUUUAUGAGGACGAUUUUAUCAACGCUCUUAAAAACGGUGUGGGUGCGGUUAAAGAAAAUGCCGUGAAAGAAGAGUUGAAUCCUGAUGAUGGUGCUACAGGUCCUCCGGACUCUAAUGAGGACCCUAUUCUGUCUGCAGAAGUCGGUAGCAUCCUCCACAAUGAGUGGGGACUUAAUUUCAUGCCAGACAGUGAUGAGAUGAAUGAAAUACCACCAUUUGAACUCCCAUGCAUCAGUGACUUAGGUGACGCCCCAGUAAAAGAACACAAAGACAUUUUCUUCCAGGAGGUGGACGAAAACCAGAACACUUUAACUUUUUCCCAAGAAGAAUUUUGUUUCGGUUUCGGCCCAGUGCAAGAUGGUUGCAAGACGAUAAUGCUGGAGGGUAAGCAACAAAUAGUGGACACGGUUCCGCUAGUUCAAGGUUCAAAGCUGGAUUUGGUUAAACAGUUGGACGAUGCAGGAAACUUUGAUUUGCACCAAGCUGUAGCUUUCUUCCAGCAAGAGUGGGAGAAAUGUAUAAAGAAUGGUACUAAGUAUGAGAAUUUAGGAGGAAUUUGAAUCUAUUUAUUUCACCUUGAAACCUCGAUUGGCACCUAUGAGGCAACGAGGAUCUAUGCACAAACAAUUUAUAACGAAUGACUAGUAGCACUGUUAUUGUGUGUCUGCACACAUGAUGUCAUACGCAUUAGUUUCAAUAGCACAGUACCGUGUGUGUUAAGUCUGGUUUCAAUUAAAUCAUGGUGGCGCAAGAUGGUCCCACAACCAUAGGUGGUUGAGGCUGCGCAACUUUACUUUUGCACCGCGUUGGUGCAGUGUCAGUUUUGCAUGAUUCAAUCGCUCGUUUUACAAAAGUUUAUUUUAGUCUCAUCACCAGCCAUUUCUAUACAGAUAAUGCUGUUUCUAAAGAAAUAGCAGUUUCAUCUGACUUCACUAGUUCCCGGUGUGCCCAUGAACAAAUUCGAAUUUUUCGCUAGCUAUUUAUUCGUUUGGUCGCUGCUUUUGAUUGCUCCGCUCGUUAAAAAGUCGUUUUGUACCCAAGGAGCGAAAACAAUAGAAAAUGAGUCAGUUCUGAUGUUA